Molecule: messenger RNA, 2385 nt
Organism: Echinococcus granulosus
Lineage: Eukaryota; Metazoa; Platyhelminthes; Cestoda; Cyclophyllidea; Taeniidae
Product: IQ and AAA domain-containing protein
Exons: 16
Coding region: 1-2385 (794 amino acids)
Molecular function (GO): ATP hydrolysis activity; protein binding; ATP binding
Source: RefSeq, a predicted model, not a curated record
AUGUCACACGAAGCUUAUAAUUUUGAAUGGAAAUCGGUCCAAUCAUGCUUGGAAGACAUACUUACUGUAGAACCGAGCGAACGUGCUAAGGGAAUACAAGAUUCUCGCCUGGCCUUUAUUACGUGCGCAAAACUAUUCAUCCGUUACAUCCAAAUACUCAGAGAUAUUGAAAGAUGUUACGACCAGAUUGUUCAUCCACAGAAGCGUAUCCUUUUGCGAAAAUUGUUGGACAGUUUAAUAGGGAGAAUCCUUGAACUGAAAGAAGAAAUGGUGAAACUUGACUUGAGUGAAUACCACUAUUUCGAUGACAUAUUAUCAGAAUUUAAAUUAACGCCAACCGAAAUACAGGUUCCAAUACCCAAAUACUUUGUUGUGGAUGCGCAGAACACAAUAAGGGAUAGGCACGCAUUCAUCAACAGUGUUCGAAGUCAGUUAGGUACAACUCAGGUUAAGGAAGAGGAACCGAUGUCUGUUGAAGAAGCGGUGCUGAUCAUUCAAAGGCACGAACGCGCAAGGCAAGGUCGUCUAAGAGCCAAAUAUAUGAGAGAAAUACGGAUGCAGGAGGAAGCUGAAAUGGACCCUGAGAGUCGUAUGAAAGACGUUCUCAAUCCACAAGAUGCGGCCAAGGUGAUACAAAAGCAUUGGAGAGGGUACUUAGCACGGCAGUAUACAAAAAGCACGCGACAGGAUGAAUUCAUAUGUGUUGUGUCGAAUAUAACGAAAAUGGCGCGGAAAAUCGAGAGUCAGCGACGAGUUGCCCAAAGUAUGAACCAAAAUGAAUAUGAGCAGGCGCUGGUCAAAGUGAAGGAGAAAAUACGCCUAACAGAGGGAACUGACAUGCAGGAACGUAUGGAGGAACAAAUACGUCAGUGGUUCCUUGAAUGCAGAGAUACCAACGAUGUUUUCCCCGACUACCCUUCGGUGGAAGAAGGUGGCUCCCAGUGGCUCUUCAAACCGAAACCUCCAGAACUUUUAGCCCAGGAGGAAGAGGAACGAAUUGCAGCAGAGAGAAGGCGUAAAGAAAAGGAGCUGAAGGAUAGUGGUAAAAAAAUCCAAUUAGAAAAGAAGAAAGAACCGGAGGGUUGGUUCAUGUCGCCUUCCACGUUCAUUCAAGAUCUCACUGAUGGUUGCAAGGAAUAUAAUGAAAACUGGAGGAAUCGCGAUGAAAGCGCCAAUACCUUUCAAAGACACGAAGAAGAAAUUAUUAAAAAUGAUAAGCGUGCACAACUUGAACUCGAAAUCCGUGCCAAUGUUGACGACUUGAUGCGGCAAGAACUGCGAAAUUUGAAAAUUUCCAUUGAUAGUCAGAGGCAAAAGAGGAUAAAUAAAAGAAAAGUCAAGAAACCAAAGGCUAAGAGGAAGAAAGGGGGUUUAAAGGAUCUGACAAAAGACAGAACACUGGAAUCAGUUUAUGAAGAACUAGUAAUUGAGGAUAUCAUUAAAAAACCACAAAAUAUACAUCUCGAUCAAUACUAUGGAGAAUAUUCAUACCUUGGAACUACUCUAAAGGGCAGUAUGAUUGAACCUCAGCCUUCUCUGUCUGAUGUCAAACAACUAGUCACGUUAUACGGGAUUCUGCCUUUGGGUUCCCCGGACGUACAUGCAAGAGCCAGUCUAACGCGCUCUAUCCUGCUGGCCGGACCUUCGGGGACAGGAAAGAAGACACUGGUGCAUGCCAUUUGCACCGAGACAGGCGCUAACCUCUUCGAUUUGACCGCAGAAAACAUAAUGGGUAAGUACACUGGCAAGGAGGCCACUCGCUUGCUCCUCAACAUGGUCUUCAAGGCUGCGAGGCUCCUUCAACCCUCGGUGAUCAUGGUGGACCAAUGCGAGAAAAUGUUUGGCAAAAGGAUCCCCAAGAUAGACAAGACUGAUCCCAAACGCCUAAGGAGAGAACUCCCAAGAGCCGUAAGGACGAUAAAACAAGGCGACCGAAUCCUUCUAGUGGGCUGUACACACGCACCUUUCGACGCAAAGGUGAAACCCUUCUGCAAACUCUACGACCGCAUCAUUCUUCUUCCGCGUCCUGAUUAUGCUUCUCGAUAUCUCAUUUGGAAAGUGGUAAUCGUGAAGAAUGGUGGUGUCCUGACAGACGCCCUGGAUAUCUCUUCGCUGGCGAAAGUCUCUGACGGGUACACCAUGGGAAUGAUGGAUAGAGCUUGCAAGGAGGUGCUCACGGAGCGCCGCCUGGCCCUCCUGGACAAGGUACCCCUCGUGGCCUCGGAGCUGAUCGCUCCACUCUCUCGCAUGGACCCCGUUUUUUUAGAGGAGGAAGAGGCGUAUAAGAAAUGGUACCGCAAAACGCCACUGGGGAAGAAGAAAAUGAGAGUCAUCGAGGAGGCAGGAGUUGCUCAGAAAAAGGCUAUUAAACCGAAACCCAAAUAG